ACCAUUACGUCCGACAGGUAUUUCUUGCACAACAACUUCAACAACAACCAUGUGACUAAAUGAUUAAAAACUAUAAGCGCAUGUUCAACCAAACGACUUAGUAAUACAAAAUUAGGAAAUGACGUCGAUGGUUGGUAUUGUCAUUGGUUGAAUUAUUGUUCACAAUGACUUUGAUUGGUUAAUAUUAAGAGAAACCCUGGUUGUUUGAUUUAAAGCCGAACCCAAAGGCGAAAUCACCCACAGCGCGUUUUAUCUUGAAAAUGGGACGGAAUAGAACUCAUCCAAUGCUAUCGAAGAUUAACAGGGACAGUUUACUAAAGGAAUUAGAAAAUAACGGUUAUGCGAUCAUACCUAAUGCUGCAGAAAGAUGUGAUGAGAAAUUUUUGAAAUACCAAGAAUGGUUGGCAGGCUUCAAAGAAACUGGGAAUUCCAUUCAAUGUGAUGAUUACGUCAUAAAUAAAUAUCGCAUCAGCCAUUCUGAAGCUUCAUGGGGUAUACGUGGUCAAGUCAGACAGUUAUUUGGUCUUGUUUGGGAAACUGAUAAACUUUUGACCAGUGUAGAAGGAGUUAUUUUAUUCAACCCGCCAGAAAAAGGUGAAGGUGAUUUCCGUACCCCGGAUGCUUGUAAUUUACACUUGGAACAAGGUGUUCGUCGGCAAGGCUUACAUGCAUAUCGAGGUGCAGUUUAUCUUGAGGAAUCAACCGACGAAGAUUUCUGCUUUCGUGUGUUGACAGAAUCACACAAACAUCAUUCAGAAUUCUUUGACGAUUUUCCUCGAGCUGCGUCCAAAUCCAAGAAAACUGAGUCUCUUAAACUGACAAAGAAUAAAAGAACAUGGUAUUUUAACAAAGGCUGCAACCUUGUCAGUGUAUCGGUUCCUAAAGGUGGAUUGCUCUUGUGGGAUGCAAGGAUGGUUUUCGACUUUGUGCUCCCAGAAUGCGGCAGGAAAAAUAUUGACCGAUGGGCCGCCAUCACGUUAGUUACCAUGACACCAGCUUUGUGGGCAGAUAAGGAUGAUCUUGAAUUGAAGCAAAAAGUCUUCAAGGACUUGUCCACGACGACACAUUGGGCAUCCCAAGGUCAGAAGGUUAUAUCGGAAAGGAGACCAGUCAAAAGAAAUGCCUUGGGUGACAUAGUUGAAAAUGUUGCGGUGAAGUUUCCAACGGCAACUGCCUUGUGGUAUCCAUGUCAAAAGCUAAUGGGGAUGAUGGAGUAUGAUUUUGAAAAUACUGAAGAAAAUGGACCUCUCCCUCCUGCAUGGAUAUAACUGUGUAUACCCAUACCUGUACAUAUAGAAUAUGUUGUCGGACUUAGUUUUUAAUUCAAAAAUUCUUUAUAUGCAAUUUGGUUGGUUUGUUGUUUGAAUAUUUGAAAUAUCGGUAUUUUUGGAACAAAUACAAAAUUCUUAUGAUCUGUGCUGUUUCAUAAUUAUAGAUCUUAUUGAAUAAAACAAAUGAAGAAAGCUCCAAGCCAUUACUUGUUUGCAUUUUUCAAUUAUAUCCAUGUAAAGAUGGCUUUAAAAUUAAUCAUUAAUGGUUAUUCGCAACGUUGUUUCUUGGCAAGAUAUAUAUGUAUGUGUCAACGAAAUAUAAACGAAUUCUUUGACUGACUAUAGAGGGUUUUUGGCUCUUUAUGUGUCUUUUAAUUCAAAUAUAUAUAUAUACAUAUAUUUGCACCUCAUGUUUGCGGUAUACCAUCUUUUCCGCAAGUUUAUUGUUUUCUGUUUGGUAUUAAAUUAAUAAUAAAGAUCCAUUUUGUUA
Messenger RNA from Mytilus californianus (California mussel), 1761 nucleotides. RefSeq lists its product as uncharacterized. The transcript has 3 exons. Lineage: Eukaryota; Metazoa; Mollusca; Bivalvia; Mytilida; Mytilidae. Bases 261 to 1268 code for a protein of 335 amino acids. The record is from RefSeq and is a predicted model, not a curated record.